AAAGUCAAAAUUUUGAUGCGGCUGAUUCCAAAUAAUCAACUUACUAUUCAGUAAUAUUCAUUAAUGCGCAAAUCAUUUACUUGAAAACGGUCGUGAUAGCAAGAGCUAAGAGUAAAUGGAGCAUUUAUUUCCUAUUAGACAUUACCUCGAUUCUUCCAUUUUCAAAGAAAAUUCCCUAUUUAGCUGAUUCUUCUCUUUCAAACACUGAGAAGGGCCAGAACACAAGGCUUCUAUCUGUAUCUGCAGUUGAGAGAUUUCGCAUACUCAAAGUUCUCAGCCUUCAAACACUUCAAAGUUUUGAGCAAUAUGCCGCCAAAGGAGAAACCAAAAGCAGACUUCUCCCUCAAGGAGACAACACCUGAUAUUGGCAGAGCAGGCAAUGAUAAGCUGACACUUGUAGAACAACGACAGUUUUUGUACAUCAGAAUUGUGAGAGCAAAGGAUCUGCUUCCUGGAAAUAACCCUUUUGUUGAGCUGAGGAUUGGAAAGCAUAAAGGAACAACAUCACAUGUUGACAACACUGCCAAUCCCGAAUGGAACCAAGUUUUUGCUUUCACAAAGGAUGGGCUUCAAAGCAGGGUUGUUGAAAUCUUGGUCAGAGAUAAAGAAUUUGUGAAUGAUGAGCUUAUAGGUUGCAUUUCAUUUGAUAUAGCAGACAUUCCCACACGCCUUCCCCCGGAUAGUCCAUUAGCACCACAGUGGUACAGAUUAGAGGAUGGCAAUGGGGUGAAGAUUGUGGGAGAAUUGAUGUUGGCUGUUUGGAUAGGGAAUCAAGCGGAUGAUGCAUUUUCUACUGCUUGGCAUUCUGAUGCUGCAACUGUUGGUUGUGAAAGUGUAUCCAACACGCGUUCUAAGAUAUAUCUUUCCCCACGACUCUGGUAUCUUAGAAUCAAUGUGAUUGGAGCACAAGAUUUGGUGCCUUCUGAUAAGAAUAGGAAACCUGAAGUUUACGUGAAGGCUAUUCUUGGGAACGUAGCUUUGAGGAGUAGAGUUUCAUCAGAUAAGAGUGUCAAUCCUAGUUGGAAUGAGGAGUUGAUAUUUGUUGCAGCAGAGCCAUUUGAUGAUCCUUUGAUUUUGAGCGUGCAAUGUAAGAUAGGAGGUAAUAAUAAAGAGGAAUGCCUAGGAAGGUGUGUGAUUAAUCUGCAGAACGUGGAUAAGAGGCUAAUGCCUCCACCUAUUGCUGAUAAGUGGAUCAAUCUUGAAAGGCAUAGUAAUGUCCGUGAUAGAGAUGAUGAAGAUGAUAAGAAGGAUGUGAAAUAUGCAAGCAGAAUUCACUUAAGGGUGUUUUUGGAUGGUUUGUAUCAUGUUUUUGAUGAACCUACAUACUACUGCAGUGAUCUAAGGGCAACAUCACCAAAACUAUGGCCAGAUAAAAUAGGGAUAUUGGAGCUGGGGAUCUUGAAAGCUGAAGGGUUGCUUCCUAUGAAAUCCAAGGAUGGGCGUGGAACCACAGAUGCUUAUUGUGUAGCCAAAUACGGCCACAAGUGGGUCCGGACGACAACUAUUGUUGACAGUUUGGCUCCAAAAUGGAAUGAGCAAUACUAUUGGGAUGUUUAUGAUCCCUGUACAGUUAUUACAAUUGGAGUUUUUGAUAACUGUCAUUUAACAGCAGGGGACAAGAAGACAAAAGAUCCAAGAAUUGGCAAAGUAAGGAUUCGGCUAUCUACUAUUGAAACUGAUAGGAUUUACACACAUUCGUACCCGCUUAUAAUCCUGCAGCCUAAUGGGUUGAAGAAGAUGGGGGAACUUCAUUUGGCAGUGAAAUUUAGGUGUAUGUCUUUGGCUAAUCUGUUGCAUACAUACACACAGCCUUUGCUUCCAAGAAUGCAUUACAUGAACCCGCUAUCUGUCUACCAGCUCGAUAGUUUAAGGCACCAAGCUACUUAUCUAGUCUGUCUAAGGCUUGGACGUGCGGAUCCACCUCUAAGGAAUGAGGUUGUGGAGUAUAUGCUGGAUACAGGAGCUAACACGUGGAGCCUUAGAAGAGGAAAAGCAAACUGUGAGAGAGUUAUGGCAUGCUUGAGUGGCAUUUUUGGAGUUUUGAAAUGGUUUGAUAGCAUAUGCCAAUGGAAGAAUCCAAUGGCAACAAUUACGACUUAUGUUAUUUUUCUUGUUAUGGUUCUGUCUCCGCGACUAAUACUGCCUGCAUUAUUUUUUAGUGUUUUUAUGAUUGGAGUUUGGAGCUACCCAAAGAGAUCUAGACAUCCUCCACACAUGGAUACAAAACUCUCUCAUGCUGAAACUGCAGAUCCUGAUGAAUUAGACGAAGAGAUGGAUACAUUUCCAACGUCGAAGCAAGGUCAGGUUCUAAAGGCAAGGUAUGAUAGACUGAGAAGUAUAGCAGGGAGGUUGAUGAUAAUGAUAGGCGACUUGGCAACUCAGAUGGAGAGGGUGCAUUCACUGGUGAGCUGGAGGGAUCCCAGAGCUACUUUUAUGUUUAUGGUAUUGUGUGUGAUAAGUGGGUGUGCGGUUUAUUUGUGUCCUUUCAGGUAUUUGGUUAUUGGUAUGGCAUUUUAUGUGAUGAGGCAUCCAAAGAUGCGUGCGCCUCUUCCUUCCCUGCCUCAAAACUUCCUUAGGAGGCUUCCUGCCAAAACGGACACCAUCUUGUAAUUGUGUUCUUCAUCUUAUUCUGACUGAAAUAAAGCCCAUCAUUUUUGUUU
Messenger RNA from Jatropha curcas, 2660 nucleotides. Its product is annotated as FT-interacting protein 3. NCBI's taxonomy places the organism in Eukaryota, Viridiplantae, Streptophyta, Magnoliopsida, Malpighiales, Euphorbiaceae. The record is from RefSeq and is a predicted model, not a curated record.